Molecule: messenger RNA, 948 nt
Organism: Osmia lignaria (orchard mason bee)
Lineage: Eukaryota; Metazoa; Arthropoda; Insecta; Hymenoptera; Megachilidae
Gene: JHBP-1
Product: take-out-like carrier protein
Biological process (GO): multicellular organismal reproductive process
Source: RefSeq, a predicted model, not a curated record
ACGUUUCUUUCAGUUCACAUUCAACUGUCCGAAGGAAUAAUCAUCGGGAAGAAGCUAGAGAAAUCGUGAAUUGUUUAUCGAGGGGAUUAAAGGACCGAUCUAACAAUGAAGAGGAUUUCUACAACUUUGAUCGUCGCGACGGUCCUGUUAUCGAUGGUCCUUGCAAUUGAUUUACCGAGCACCUUCAAGAUAUGCAGUAGAACGCUACCAGACAAGGAGUACUACGAAUGCAUCAGUAAUUCGGCGAAAAAUGCCAUUGUUUCAUUGGCUGGAGGUUUGAAAAGUUUCAAGAUCCUUCCGAUAGAACCUCUGGCUGUCGACAGCGUGAAAAUUGGUGAAUCUCAAGGAUCAGUCACGCUUAAGCAAGAAUACAGAAACAUCAAACUGUAUGGCCUCACGAAGCAGCUUCAAAUUCAGAACUACCACAUCGACUGGGACAAGUGUCUACUGUCGUCGGAUUCUUUAAAUCCUCAGGUGGACUUCGUAGCUGAUUACAAAGUCGAUGGUAGAAUAUUACUGUUGCCCAUCAGAGGUUCUGGCAAAUCUAACAUCACCAUGUACGAUCUAAAGACUCACAAUAGCAUAUACUGUGAAAAAUACCAAAAGAACGGAGAGACUUAUUUGAGGGUGAAGAAAUUCGGGGUGAAAUUCUCCCCUGCUCGCGUGACAUUACGAUUCGAAAAUCUUUUCGACGGUGACAGUGUCUUGGGUGAGCAAAUGAAUCGUUUCAUCAACGAGAACUCUGACUUGCUCUUCAAGGAACUCCAGGCGCCUUACGAAGAAACUUUCGGUUUAGUUUUCGCGAAAAUUACAAACGAAAUAUACAGUCGUGUACCAUUUAAUAAACUCUUCCCCCCAUCGUAAAUUUAAUACUCAUCAUUUUGUACAUGCGUAAAACACAUUGAGACUUAUUAAUGUAUUUUGUAAAAUAAAUCUGGAUAAAAUAUU